This is a messenger RNA of Cydia fagiglandana, 2236 nucleotides long. RefSeq names its product ribose-phosphate pyrophosphokinase 2 (gene Prps). The record is from RefSeq and is a predicted model, not a curated record. Gene Ontology annotation, molecular function: ATP binding; ribose phosphate diphosphokinase activity; magnesium ion binding. Gene Ontology annotation, biological process: ribonucleoside monophosphate biosynthetic process; purine nucleotide biosynthetic process; 5-phosphoribose 1-diphosphate biosynthetic process. The transcript is spliced from 2 exons. Gene Ontology annotation, cellular component: ribose phosphate diphosphokinase complex; cytoplasm. The coding region runs from base 199 to 1227 and encodes 342 amino acids. NCBI's taxonomy places the organism in Eukaryota, Metazoa, Arthropoda, Insecta, Lepidoptera, Tortricidae.
AAAAAAAAACUUGUGAAAAAACGAGCUAGGCUAGCGCGGGUGCGUGCGGUGCGGUGUAUUUACGGGACGAAGUGGCAAGUCCCCACGUUGCCACAAACUUCUCUUAUCAUUAAUUAGUCGGUCAUAUAUAGUUCGACUUGUUAUUCGCAUUACGCAUAUCGCGGGUGACGGUCGACGGGUCAUUUCUGUCCCGAGCUGAUGCCAUCAACUGCAUCGCAAGAACAAUUAGUUAACAAGUUAGACAACCUUGUUUUGCCAUUAACCACAAGAAUGCCGAACAUCAAAGUGUUCAGCGGGAGCUCGCACCCUGAUCUGGCGCAGAAGAUCGUCGAUCGACUGGGAAUCGACCUGGGAAAAGUGGUAACCAAGAAAUUUAGCAACAUGGAAACAUGUGUGGAGAUCGGAGAGUCGGUGCGCGGCGAAGAUGUUUAUAUCGUGCAGAGCGGCAGCGGAGAGAUCAAUGACAAUCUAAUGGAACUCCUAAUUAUGAUCAAUGCGUGCAAAAUAGCUUCGGCGUCGCGCGUAACUGCCGUCAUCCCGUGCUUCCCGUACGCGCGACAAGACAAGAAAGACAAAAGCCGAGCGCCGAUCACUGCCAAGCUCGUCGCCAACAUCCUGUCCGUGUCGGGCGCCGACCACAUAAUCACCAUGGACCUUCACGCGUCUCAAAUUCAGGGAUUCUUUGACAUACCUGUAGAUAACCUCUUUGCUGAGCCAGCUGUUUUGAAGUGGAUAAAAGAAAACAUUCCUGACUGGAAGACCAGUAUUGUGGUGUCACCUGAUGCUGGUGGUGCUAAGAGGGUCACUUCGAUUGCUGAUCGCCUCAAUGUUGAGUUCGCUUUGAUCCACAAAGAGAGGAAGAAGGCUAAUGAAGUGGCUUCCAUGGUGCUUGUUGGUGACGUUAAGGACCGCACAGCCAUCCUGGUCGACGACAUGGCUGACACUUGUGGAACUGUCUGCCACGCUGCUGAAAAACUGAUAGAAGCAGGCGCUAUAAAAGUUUAUGCCAUACUUACUCAUGGUAUCUUCUCCGGCCCUGCUAUCUCAAGGAUCAACAAUGCCUGUUUAGAGGCUGUGGUUGUCACUAACACGAUCCCUCAGGACCGGCAUAUGCAGGACUGUCCCAAGAUCCAGUGCAUUGAUGUGUCCAUGAUGCUGGCGGAAGCGGUCCGGCGUACACACAACGGGGAAUCAGUGUCGUACCUAUUCUCAAAUGUUCCAUAUUAGAUUAAUUUGCUUUUGUUUUAGUUUUAAGGACCUCCAACAUGUUUUAAAAUAUAAUAUGUAAUGCUUACAUAUAUACUGUUUAUCUCGUGAUAGUUAUACCUUUGAUAGCCUCAGUUGGUAGCAUAUUUUCAUGGAUAUGGCUGAUGUAAGAUUUGUUGUCACACUAGACGUUUGUUAUAUGGAAAUGUGCGGUUAUCUUACUAACUGCGGAGGUCAAAGGUCAAUGUUUGAGGUCAUUUAGUGUUUAGCUGUAAUCUCACUAAGUUUAAAUAGGGUCCUUCCAGUUUUGUUACUCUGUAUACUGUUUAUUGUGAACUAGCUCAGUGAUUUGUUUAUAUUCUUUUAAAAUGUGUUUUUAUUCAUUUUGUUAUGCAUUUAAAAACAUUUUCUUCAAAGUAUAACUUUGUGAUUACCGGUUAAACUUAAAGAUCGAGCAUGGUAAUAUUUUUUUAUUAUACAUCAUAAAAUGCCAUCUAUUUGGCCUAGCCAUCAUAGGUUUUAACUUUCAGCACUUUGAGAAGCCUAUACCUGCAUUUACAUUCAUAAAAGUAUUCAACAUAACAUAAUUCAUUGUUUUUAUAUUGGGUAGUUAAUGUUUAAAGACAAUCUAGUUUAUAAUAGCGUAGUUACACAUUUUUAUAAGCUGUUUCAUACAAUUUUACAAGUUUUUAUUUGUUAUCUUAUAUUUUGUCUAAAACAUUGUUAAGAUAUAUCAAAGUCAAAAUGGAUAUGUAUAAAUUGGCCUUAAAUUUGUGAUUUAGUUUCCUUCAUAGAUGGGGAAAUUUUCUUUUAAAAUUGGAUGUAAUUAUAUUCUUGUUAUUUGUUAGUGUUCUGAAGCGUAAAGUGGUAUAACUAAUUUAAUUGGCUUUGAAAUGGCUAUAAAUGUGUAGUGGGUAUUAAAUUGUGAUGAGAGAUUUUCUAAAUUUAUAGGAUAUUAAUGUAUAUUUGAACUAUAACAUCAAAUCGCUAAGUAAUUUUAAGAUAUUAAAAAAUAAAAAUACUUUAUCAA